This is a messenger RNA of Drosophila kikkawai, 2454 nucleotides long. Lineage: Eukaryota; Metazoa; Arthropoda; Insecta; Diptera; Drosophilidae. The record is from RefSeq and is a predicted model, not a curated record.
AUGUGUCAUUUCCAGAUAGGCACUCCGGCCAAACCUAUGCUCAAGAUCGACACGACGGCGUUUGUGCUGCCGAACCUGGCCGGCAAUCUUCCGACAAGCACAAUUGAUCGAAACAUUCUUGAUAGGCUGCCAAAUAUGCCAUUGGCAGAUCCGUCGUUUUUCCAGCCGUCUCAGAUAGACCUUCUUCUAGGUGCGGAUAUUCUUCCGUCUGUCCUGCUAUCGGGCUGGAGGCCAAACAUAUCCAUAGAGUCCGAAGCAACCAUGGAAACACUUCUCACAAAAUUUUGGGAGGUGGAGGACCUUCCAUGUAGACUGGUAAAGGAGACGGACAAGUUGUGUGAAGACUUUUUCGUCCGAACAACUACCAGAUCCUGCGACGGGAAAUAUAUAGUAUCCCUGCCCUUCAAAGAUUCAGAGCACAUUGACUUGGGGCAUUCCAGGAGUUCCGCACUCGCACAGUUUCUGAGGAAUGAGACUCGCUUGAAGAAGGAGCCCGCUCUCAAAGACACUUAUGACUCAGUGAUCCAAGAAUAUAUUGAUCUUGGACAUAUGAAGCCGGUGCCUCCGAAUACCGACAAGAUAAAUUUCUAUCUCCCCCAUCAUGCAGUAUUUAAGUGCGACCACGAAAGUGCGACCACGAAAGUUCGCGUAGUUUUCAACGCAUCCAGUCCUUCUUCCAAUGGGAACAGCCUUAAUGACAUUCUGUAUCCAGGGCCAAGAAUUCUCUUUCGAAAUGGCCAAGGGGAUAUAUCCGACUUCGAGCUUCAGACGGUCACGUUUGGAGUGAAUUGUGCCCCUUUCCUGGCCCUACGAACACUGCAACAAUUGUCCGACGAUGUCAACGCCCAAUAUCCACGGGCGUCGCAUAUAAUUUCAAAUUAUAUGUAUGUCGACGAUGUGCUAGCAGGAGCCCAUACAGAAGCUGAAGCUAUUUUAGCCAUUCGGGAGCUGCAAGCAGCUCUGGACUCAGCUGGAUUCCCUCUCCGCAAGUGGACAUCGAAUGAACGUGCACUCCUUAAAGCACUUCCUAAAGAGCAUCUACUUUCGACUGAUUUUCUUGAUCUCGAAGAGGUCAGCACCACUAAGACAUUGGGAGUACGGUGGAACGCUACGACGGAUGAGUUCUAUUUUGUCCCAACAGAGGUCACCAUUCAGGCAAACUAUUCGAAAUGCGACGUCUUAUCCCAAAUCGCGAAAUUGUUCGACCCAGCUGGGUGGCUCUCCCCAUUUGUGGUUCAGGCCAAAAUUCUAAUGCAGGAUAUCUGGUUGGCCAGCGUCGAAUGGGAUGAGUUUCUUCCUGCAGAACUACUACAUCGCUGGCAUGAUUUCCUUCGGAGCUACAGUUUCCUCCACCAAGUUCGCAUCCCGCGUUGGGUACAUUUUCAACCAGGUGUACAAGUCCAAAUCCAUGGUUUCUGCGAUGCCUCCCAAAAGGCUUAUGGCGCAGCGAUUUACGUUCGCAUCCAGCGUGAUGGAAUCAUUUCAUCAAAUCUUCUAACGUCAAAGACCAAAGUCGCUCCGGUAAAAACCGUUUCGCUCACGCGUCUAGAACUGUGUGGAGCCGUCCUUCUGGCAGACUUGUGGACUGCAAUUCUGCCUCAGAUUCCUUUCGGUCGUAUAGAAUCUUUUCUAUGGACUGAUUCCACUAUUGUGCUGGCAUGGUUGAACAAGCCACCAUGUCAGUGGACGACCUUCGUCGCAAAUAGAGUCACUAAAAUCGCUCAAAAUACUGAUGCCAGCCAGUGGUCUCACGUGCGUUCCGAGCACAACCCAGCAGAUCUAGCCAGUCGUGGAGUAGCGGCUGAAGAGUUGGCUACCAGUGAGCUAUGGUGGCAUGGGCCUUCAUGGCUAACUCAGCCACAAGACCCCUGGCCUGCACCUUAUGAAUCAGUUUCCGACAUCGACAUCGAGAAGCGACCCAUACGUUGCCAUUUAGCAUGCCCGGAGCAGGACAUGCUCGAGCGGUUCUCCAAGCUCGACAAGGCACUACGAGUUUUCGCUUAUGUUCAGCGCUUCAUCCAGCGCUCGCAAAAACGACCUAUUCCAGGCGAGCUGCAGCUAUCCAAUACAGAGAUUUCCACAGCUGAGCGACUCCUAAUUUUCAUAACACAGCGCAGAUACUUUGCGCUUGAAUAUGCCUGCCUGAGCCAAAAGCGGCCAAUUCCAGCAUCCAGUUCUAUUAAGAACAUGAAUCCCUUCCUUGAUCCUCACGGCCUCAUCAGGGCGUGUGGUCGGGUGACGGCCUCCGAAGUCCUCCAAUAUGAUGAAUCCUUUACGCAUCGCAUCUCCUUGCACGGCGGUAAUCAGCUAAUGAGAAAUUUCUCGCAGCAUUCGCCCGAUUCGUCUCGCGAAGAGGGUGCCCUCGACAAGUUCAGUCAGACAAUGGGAAGACCUUUGUUGGUGCAGCCGCAGUGCUGUCGCGUGAAUUUCUGCAAGCGGUCAAGGAAUCCGUGA